AUGGGAAAUAACAGCAUUAAUCGAGUUGAUGAUGACGAUGAGGUUGGGCCUCUCAUUAAAGUGAACUCUGCUUUAUUUCGUCCUCUUAAAUUUCAAGGCAAUCCCCUGACAUGUGACAAAAGUGGCAUCAUAAUUGCCACAUGGGUCUGUGCAUUAUCGAAGCGUAGCAUGAUUUUACAACCGGAUAUACCACCAUACAAUGAAAUAGUGGCACCACCCGGUGCCCUGGGUGCUGCUGCUGCCCAAGCGUCAUCAACCGGUGCCUUAAUGGUUCAUCAAUCGUCAUCAUCGUCCUCAUCGGCGUUGUUGUCCUCCUCGUCGUCACAUGGCCAUCAACAGUCCCAGCCACAGUCACAACCACAAACUCAACAACAACAACAACAUCUAUCGGCAUUGGCCUCAACGAAAAGCAUUCAACAGAAUAAUAUAAUUAUUGCCAAUCCUGGUCUGAGUUACGAUGAUGUCCUCAACGAGGAUUUUCAAUUCGACAUGGACGGCCAUGAUGUGAUGGUAUUUUUGCAUAUCCAGAAAACGGGUGGAACUUCAUUUGGUCGGCAUUUGGUGCAUGAUUUGGAUUUAAAGCGUCCCUGCGAAUGCCAGCGACAACGCAAACGUUGCUAUUGUUUCCGUCCACAUCGUAAUGAAAAUUGGUUAUUUUCACGCUACUCCACGGGUUGGAGAUGUGGUCUACAUGCCGAUUGGACAGAGCUAACCAGCUGCGUAGAUCAAGUGUUGGAUAAAAAUGAAGGUGAAUCGGCAAAACGAAGAUAUUUCUAUAUCUCACUGAUACGAGAACCUUUGGCGCGUUAUAUGUCCGAAUAUCGCCACGUUAAACGUGGUGCAACAUGGAAAAAUUCACGCCAUUGGUGUCUGGGUAGACAAGCGACGCAAAAGGAACUGCCACCCUGUUAUAAGGGUGAUGAUUGGUUAGAUGUAACCAUUGAUGAUUUUGCCGGUUGUGAAUCGAAUCUGGCCACAAAUCGUCAGACACGAAUGUUGGCCGAUUUAGCACUGGUUGGAUGUUAUAAUAAAUCGGCAAUGCCGGCCCAUGAACGGGAUCGGGUAAUGUUGGCCAGUGCCAAGAGGAAUUUGGCAUCGAUGGCCUAUUUUGGUUUGACGGAGUAUCAAAAGAUCUCCCAGUACAUCUUCGAAGAGACUUUCAAUUUACGCUUUGCCAUUCCAUUCGAACAGCACAAUAACACUUUGUCCGUUUCGGCCAUACACAAUCUGAGACCGGAUCAAAGAAGAAAAAUAGAAGAAUUAAAUAGUUUAGAUAUAGAAUUAUAUGCUUUUGCCAAAAAUUUAUUAUUCGAAAGAUUCGAACACUUGAAAGCACGAGACAACGAUUUUGAAAAACGAUUUGCCAAUUUGGGUAAUAUAUACUACAAGCAGGGUGUUACCGAAUUCAAUUGGGACAGUAACAUAGACGAGACUGUAAGUACAGAGCACUGAAGGUGAUUGAUUGAAUGAUAGACGUUAAGGAUCAUCAAAACGAAAAAAAUAGUCCCCGCCCAAGAAAAACUCUACACUAUGUAAGGAUCACAUGAAAGGAGUUCGUUAUUAACGUAUCAGCAUUAUGCAAUUCCCUCCCUCAAUCCCAUUUCGUCUCAUUUGACUGCUCCCACAGAGAUGGAUACACCCAGAGAACUACAUAACAUAACCGGGAAAACUGACUAAAACAAAAAUAACCAUUAACAAAACGUUUGUUGCAAAACCAAAAAUUAUUAUAAAUAAUUAUAAAAAAAGAAAUAGUGAAAAAAAUUAAAAUAUUGUAGAAUUAAGUAGUAUUCCAAUACACAGCGACACAUUUACACAAACACACAGACAAAAGUAAUUCAUUAGCAAUUGCAUUUAUUGAGUCAGAGUCUGUUUCUCUAUGUCGAUACCUAUCUGAAUUUUUUUUUUUAAUUAGAUCAAAAAUUUUAAAUUCAUAUUUGGAAUUCUAUUUUUCGGUUCGCUUUUCCUUUCAUAUCGGCAUAGGGAAACAGGUCUUUGGUUUUUUAUUAGAAACAGAAAAAAUACAAAUCCAACUAUGAAUCUGACCUGCUAGACAGACCCAUAAUUUGUAAGUCCAUUUUUUAUAUAAAAAAUAUAAGCCCAACAAAAAUAUGCAUUUGAAAUUGAUACACGUAAAAUAAAAAAUAAAAAAAUACCCCAAGGGAAGGAGGACUGCUGAAAAAGACAAUUUUGAUUGGACAAAUAAAGAAAUGUUAAUACCUUAAUAUUUAGUAAAAAGUUUCAAAUCUUUGGCCAUUGUACGGCCAACCCUCCACCAUUCUAUGGAGGGUAUAUUAACUUUGUCAUUCCGUUUGUAACUCUGGAUCAGCGUAAAAUUCUAAGACGAUCUAGCGAUGUCCAUCCUAAUGGGUACUACAACCUAUGGCAAAAAAUUGCGUAUGCAGGUUUACAUCUUUGAAUAGCCUCCAUAUUACAGUACCUCCCGAUAUUCGGUAUUUUCAUUUACGAGAAUUGUAUUUGAAGAUCCUAAUGGUAUUUGGUAUUUGAAGAUCCUAAUGGGUACUACAACAAAAAAUUUCGUAUGCAGGUCCAAGUCUUCGUAUAGCCCCCAUAUAACAGUACCUCCCGAUAUUCGGUAUUCUGAUGAUUUUAACGACAUUAUUUACGGGAAUUGUUUCAAAUUUGGUAUUUGAACAUCCGAAUGGGUACUACAACCUAUGGUAAAAAAUUUCGUAUGCAGGUCCAAGUCUUCGUAUAGCCCCCAUAUUACGGUACCUCCCGAUAUUCGGUAUUUUGAUGAUUUCAGCAACAUUAUUCCCCGGAAUAGUUUCAAAUGUCAUACUGGAAGAUCCUAAUGGAUACAACAACCUAUGGCAAAAAAUAGCGUAUGCAGGUCUACGUCUUCCUAUAGCCCCCAUAUAACGGUAUCUUCCGAUAUUCGGUAUUUUCAUGAUUUUAGCGACAUUAUUCGCCGGAGUAGUUUCAAAUUACGUAUUUAGAGUUCGUAAUGGGUGCUACAACCUAUGACAAAUAUUUGUGUAUGCAGGUCCAAGUCUUCGUAUAGGCCCCUAUAACUGUACCUUCCCAUAUUCGGUAUUUUGAUGAUUUUAACGUCAUUAUUUACCGUAAUAGUUUAAAAUUUCGUACCGGAAGAUCCUAAUGGGUACUACAGCCUAUGACAAAAAUUUUUGUAUGCAGGUCCAAGUCUUCGUAUAGCCCCCAUAUAACGGUACCUCCCUAUAUUCGGAAUUUUUAUGAUUUUCGCCAGAGUUUUCCACUGAUUUGUCUAAAAAUUGGUAUAUAUAGGUCAUAAAAAAUAUGGCUAAAAAUUUCGCAAGCAGGACCACGUCUUCGUAUAGCCUCCAUAUAAAAGUUUUCAUUUAAGUGGUAGUUUCCGGAAGUUUUUUGAAAUUCUUCAAGUUCCUUCAAAAUGGUGGAGGGCAUUAAAAAUUCGGCCCGGCCGAACCUACCUGCUUUUUUACUUGUUAGAUAUUUUUUUUAUUGAGGAAUAAAAAUAUUUCGAAUAUAUCAGAUAUAAAAUUAGAAAGAUGAAACAUAUGUCUAUUUUUGAAUGUCUUUUUCCAGACCCUCCUCUACUUUGAUGGACUUCAAAGGAAGUUUGCUCUUUCCUUGAUUAAUUCUGCCUUUGAUAAUCUAUUAGUAAACAGUCCAUUAACUGAUCCAUUUUAAUAACGUGUCUUUCAGCACUUCCCUUGCUUUUUAACAAUUCUUUAAAUUUCUUUCUUAUGGUCUUACUUUCCAAGGGGUAUUUUUUCAAUACAUCUGCACACACACACAACACCAUACCAAUUUUUUGACACCAUACGGAAUUUAGAUUUAUAAAAUAACAUACACACCAGUUGACGACGAGUAUAUACAACAAUACAUUAUUAUAUAAGAAUUAAUUAUAAACGAUGAUAUAGCUUUUAAGCUUUAGCUUUUAGAAACCAAAAUUUGUUUUAAGAAAACGAACAAUUUACUCGAUAAGUUAUGAAAUGUAUUUUUUUUCAAAUAGUUUGUUUAUUAUUUUAAGUGAUAAUUGUACAUACAGUCAUAAUGUUAUAACAAAUAAUUUUUUUUCUUUAUUAUUUUUAAACAAUAGUUUGAAUUCCAUUAAAGUAUUUAUACAUAUAUAUUUUUCUUCGAAUGAGGAUCAGAGCUUUGAUGAUGUUCUUAUAAUAAUAUUUGAAAUAUCUUGGUAUUUUUUCCAAUGUUUAAAAUGGUCUUAAGUAAUUUGAAAAAUGUAACCAAAUUUAUAAUGGAUGGGAGGAAAGCCUAAGUUGUUGUCUGUCCAACAAAAAAAAUUGAAUGUCUUCAUUCAUUCAAAGAUUAACAAUAACAUUUGGUGAGGAAGAAACUGUUUUCACUUUUCGAAAGCACACCUAAUUUAAGUAUGUCUUGAAGCGUCCUCAUGGCAAAUUUAAUGUUGAAUCUAGGAGGCAUUACCUCAUAUUCUCCCAAGUGCACUGUGCAAAAAAAAAACAAAUUGCAGGGAAAAUUCAACAGUAUAUGAAAAUAGAGCGAAAAAUAAAAUCCACAUGUAACCAGAAAUAAAGAAGGCAGAUUCUCCCCUCUUGUACACUUUUGGAAAUCAAAGUAAAAUUUUUAAAGGAUAAUGCCAAAGACAAAAUUAAAUAUAAAUUCAUUCAUUCAUCAAAGAAAAUAAACCUCUAAAUAAAUUAUCCAGGGUGAGAUAAAAAAAAUGCAACAAAGUCAAACGACAUGCUGGCCGAAUUUGCUCUGCGGUAUUUUGGGCCAUUCCCGGCAAAGCGCUUGCUUAAAUUGAUCGACACUUUGAUACUUUUUAGUGUCAACCUUGCUUUCAGAAUAGGUUUAGAUUUGUUCGAAUUGGUCACCUUUGACACGAAUUAUGGCCUUCAAACGGCCUAUGAAACCGACACACGCUGCCCGAAUGUUGCUCUGCGGUAUUUUGGCCCAUUCCCGGCAAAGCGCUUGCUUGAGGUGGUCGAUACUUUGGUAUUUUUUUGUGAAAACCUUGCUUUCCAAAAUACUCCAGACACAAUAGUCCAAUGGAUUGUUAUCCGGAGAUUUUGUUGGCCAUUGUGCGCUGGAAAUGAAGCGAGGAGCCUGAUUUUGUAAUCAUUCUUAUGUGGCGCGUGCUGAGUGCGAAGGUGUUGAGUCCUGUUGGAAUGUCCAAGGUCUCCGGUCAAAAUGUUUGCGUAUCCAAGGCUUUAAUACACCCUCCAGAAUAUUUUCGCUAUAAUAAUCGGCAUUUAUUCUGAUGCCACGGUCGAUUAAUAGGAGCGUAGGGCAAUCAUCGGCUGUUAUGGCGGCCCACACCACACCAUGGCCCACGCUUGAGUUCUGGUUGCCAACUGAAGGUGCACAUUUUCAGCCGACCUCUUUGGCAAGUAAAAACACGAUCAUUUUGUUUGUUUGCAAACUGCUGGAUAACGAAUGUUUUCUCAUCGGAGAAACCCAAAUUCGGCACUUCACCACUUUCGGCCAAGCGAAGCAACUCUUUAGCUCUUUUGAGUCUAUUUUCUUUCUGUGGCGGUGUAAGUUCUUGCACUUUUCGGAAUUUUUGAAUGGCCUUACCCCGAGCUCAUUUUUCAAUAUUUGCCGAAUGGAAUAUUGUGAUAUGUUCAGCUCACGAACCAUUUUCGGCCAUUGCGACGGGGGUUUCAAUCAAGUCGCUUCUUUAUUUUUCGAACCAUUUCUGCUGAUGUUGCCGUUUUCUUCCGUUUACUUCCUUGACGUCGGGUUACGCAACCAGUAUCACUGUAACGAGCGAUGGUACGAGACACCAAAGAUUUAUUCACAUUUUUUUUGGUUUUCCAGCCAAAUUUAAAGAAAUCACACUAUCACGCUUGAAUUCCUUCACGAAUAACUUUUGGAAAAUUCUCACCAAAAUGCUUUUGUACGCUUGUAAACAAUAUAAUGACCUGUCACUGGAAUAAUUUUAAUAGCUGUCGAACGAGUGGUUUAGAAAUGACAACAGUCUGAAGUUGGUUGCAGUUUUUUCAUACUCACCCGGUAUUUAUAAGGUAAAGUAU
Musca domestica (house fly) is the source of this 5975-nucleotide messenger RNA. RefSeq names its product heparan-sulfate 6-O-sulfotransferase 3-B. Bases 1 to 1452 code for a protein of 483 amino acids. The record is from RefSeq and is a predicted model, not a curated record. Gene Ontology annotation, cellular component: membrane. Gene Ontology annotation, molecular function: heparan sulfate 6-sulfotransferase activity. The transcript has 6 exons. NCBI's taxonomy places the organism in Eukaryota, Metazoa, Arthropoda, Insecta, Diptera, Muscidae.